This is a messenger RNA of Xiphophorus maculatus (southern platyfish), 2907 nucleotides long. It is a transcript of the gene cfap20dc, whose product is annotated as chromosome 20 C3orf67 homolog. Lineage: Eukaryota; Metazoa; Chordata; Actinopteri; Cyprinodontiformes; Poeciliidae. The transcript is spliced from 17 exons. The record is from RefSeq and is a predicted model, not a curated record. Bases 156 to 2498 code for a protein of 780 amino acids.
UGCCAGCUAUCGUGUUUUGAGAUAUUAAAUAUUUAAGUACCCUUAUUUGUAUUGCUUGAUACGAUUAGACCUUCAGAAACAGACGAGCCAUAAACGGAGAAUUUAUUUUGAGCAAAUUCUUUGGGUGCAUUUGGCUGAUGUGACGUGUCAUUGAAAUGUUCAAGAACAAUUACCAGGGGGGAGCUGUGUUUGAUCUCUUCAGUGGACAAGGAAAGGACCCUGUAGCCAAAUGGAAGCUUUGUGGGGGACCUUCGGCUAUACAUAAAGAGUAUAAUAAAGAAGUUAAAGGAUUUGUUUACUGUCUCGAAGGAAGCAGCCACACUGUCAAAAUGCAAAUGCCGAAGAAUGCUAAGAUGCCUCUUGGGCUUAUUCAACGAUUUUUGAUCAUUCAAGUAAAUAUUUCAGAGCGGCAUGACUUUUCUACUGAGCUUGUGAUAACGGAUUUACAGCAUCUUAAAAGAAGACUUUGCUUUUCAACAGUGCAUAAAGAGAUGUCUGCCACACUUUUGCACGCAAAGAUACCUUUCACAGAGCUGAAGCGGAAUACUUGGUCCACUUUAUGCAUCGACCUUGAAUCUUUUGCUAGUGGACUUUUCAAGGGAUUUUCGACUCUGGAUGGCAUCACUUUGUUUGCUACCUGUAAAGUUCGGAGGAUCUUCACUAUGAAAACAGACCCUAAAGUCAUGUCAGACACAUUUCUUAAUGGGGCUUGUCUCAUGGAGAUGAUCCCUUGCAGUUUCUGGUACCCUUCGGAUGUGAACCAAAUUACUCACAUGCUGAACUAUGAGAAUUUGCAGAAGGCCGAAGUGAAGUCUGAUCCUUUUAGCUCAGCCUCUGUACCUGAUCAGUCUUCCACUGCCAUAUCAACUAGUUAUCGGAGAACCAAGCCCCAGGGUGUUUUACAGACAGCCGCGGGCUCCAGAGCUUCUUCAGCAUCUCCAAAUACUGGAAGAACAAGCAUUGCACACUUGGACAGAAUGGAGAGAAGUGUUUCUCCAUCAUGUAGACUGAAUAAAAAGGAGCCCGCUGAGAGCCAGCAUGUUACCAUGGUUGGUGAGCAUUUCUCCCAGGGUCAACAGUCCCUUACUUCGGUAAAAGGAGAAUCUUGCAAAUUACAACCCCACCCGCCCAAACAAAGGGUGUUUGGUAAGCAGGGAUCUAAGAAGUUACGGAUCCUGAGUGCUGGAAGAGAGAGGGUAUCAUCAGAUGCUGAAUUUGGUGGUAAAAGCAGUGGAAGGAGGGAUAAUAGCCCUUUUCCAUCCAGUCAGCCAGAGAGCAGCCAGCAACUUCAAACUCAAGAAGAAAUGUCGCCCAACCUAGUAAUGGAUGAGCAGAGCUGCAGCCCUGCCAAUGCAAGUAUGGAAGCCGCCCCCACACCAGUGGAGUCUCAACUUCGAUCAGGUUUGUCUUUUGACCCGGAGGUCUGGAACAGCCGGGAGAGUAAUGAGGGGUCCGAGCCCCAGCUCACUUUGCAGAAGGAGGUGUUCACUUUCUCAUCUCAGCCCCACUCACCCAAGCGAGGGCAAAGCCAGGGUGACCAGGAGAAGAUGGAUCUGGGAGACAGUCAGGUCCAGAGCACUGGUGGGGGGCGGCGUCAAGCGCAGCCUGAGGAUGACUUUAUCGGCAGUGAAAGUGAUGAGGAUGUGAGCUACAUCAAGUUCCACCAUCAAAGUGUGUCUUAUCCUUCUACUCUAAGAUCUGCUGAUACAAGCCAGCAUGUGCAGCUAGAGAAUCCUCUAGUUUCUGAAUCUCCGCAUACAAACCCAGCAUCACCAAGACAAGAUUUAACUAAAACCUGCAUGCAGUAUCUAUGCAGCGGGAGAGCUGAACCAGUAAGGAUGGUCCCUGCACGUUGCCGCUCACCCAGCAGAAGCAGGCACAAGUUUGAAAAUGCAGAUCAGGUUUUGGGUGAAAAUAUCACCGUUUCACUUUGUAGGAGCUUUCUCCAAGAGGUUCACUUCAAUGACUCCAUACAGCAUAAGGAAGAAGAAAAUGAGAUGCUGAGGACUGUUGAGUCGAGUAAUUGUGUCUCACAACUGCACACCAGCACAAGGAUGUGUGAAGACGAUGACGAGGAACUCCAAAUGCUGGCAAGCCUGCAAAGACAGCAGGACGAAGAUGAAUGUAGGGCUCCUGUCCUCAGCGCAUCUCAAGUCCGCCAGUGUGAUGUCAGCAUCAGCCUGAGCAGUGACGAUGCCUCAACCUGGACCCACAUCUCACAAGCAGUGAAUCAGGGACAUCAUUAUCAGAAGGAAAUGAACCCCUUGCUUCAAUCAAACCCAAGAGAGUGGAUGGACGUGCUCAGCCCUCCUAUUAUGCCUCCCAGCCAGCAGAGAAGGUCAGGCAACACAGAGAACAAUUGGGAAAGUCUACUCAGAGGAGGGGGUAGCAUGGUGAAAGAAGAGGAGAAUGGAGAUGAAUAUUUGAAACUCCUCUAUGAUCCUUGCCUCAACUGCUAUUUUGAUCCUGAGUCAGGAAAGUACUAUGAACUAGCUUAACUCAAAGCCCAUUACCAUCAGAAUGAAUAAAUCACAUUAACAGGAGAUGAAUUGCUUUGAGAUUUUACUUUUUUUUUCUUUUCUUUUUGUUUUUUUUGAGCUGAGCUUUAUUGAUCGGAAGUGAAUUCCCUUUUCACCAAAACCCCUUCCUGUGUUUGCUCCUUUGUUCCUGGAAACUAACGUCAGCUUUGUUUUGCCAUGUGUGGUUAGUCAUGCUAGAUUGUAAGGUAUUGGAAAACUCUCUAAAUCAAACACAUGGCCUUUUGCAAGUGAGGGCUCAUUCACUUCUGAUGACAAAGACAGGCUUUUCAUAAGUCUUGGCUUGGAAGUUAAUAUGGAAACCUUCUAAAAGAAUUUGCCGUCGCUUCUUUUUAACGUUGCAGUGUCUUAACAUUUAAAUAGUGAAAAG